AUGAGGCAGGAGAACCAGAGCAGCGUGUCCGAGUUCCUCCUUCUGGGGCUCCCCAUCCGUCCCGAGCAGCGGGGUGUCUUCUUCGCCCUGUUCCUGGCCAUGUACCUGACCACGGUGCUGGGGAACCUGCUCAUCAUCCUGCUCAUCAGGCUGGACUCGCGCCUCCACACCCCCAUGUACUUCUUCCUCAGCCACUUGGCCUUUGCUGACGUCUCCUUCUCAUCUGUCACUGUCCCGAAGAUGCUGUGGAACAUGCAGACGAAUCACAAGUCCAUCCCCUAUGCAGGGUGCAUUUCACAGAUGUACUUUUUCAUAUUGCUUGUUUGUCUUGACAAUUUCCUUCUGGCAGUGAUGGCCUAUGACAGGUACGUGGCCAUCUGUCAGCCCCUGCACUACACCACCAUCAUGAGGCCAGAGCUCUGUGUCUCCUUAGUCGCUGGGUCCUGGUUGUUCUGUUCCCUCCACUCUCUGUUGCACACCCUGCUCCUGGCCCGACUGUCUUUCUGUGGUGAUAAUACCAUCCCCCACUUAUUCUGUGACCUCACCACACUCCUGAAUUUGAGCUGCUCAGACAUCUCCCUCAAUGAGUUGGUCAUCUUCGUUGAGGGAGGAAUUCUUGUCAUCCUGCCUUUGAGUGGUAUCUUGGGCUCCUAUAUCCGGAUUUGGACCACCGUCCUGAGAGACCCCUCUGCUAAGAAAUUUUUCAAAGUCCUAUCUACCUGUGGCUCCCACCUCCUUGUUGUGGCUUUAUACUAUGGGACUAUUGCAGAAGUUUACUUUUUCUCCUCAUCAUCAACGUCCAAUAAUAAAAAAAUAAUUGCCUCUGUGAUGUACAUGGUCGUCACCCCCAUGCUGAACCCCUUCAUCUACAGCCUGAGAAACAGAGACAUGAAACGUGCCCUGGAAACCCUUGUGAACCGGGCUAAGUUCCUUAUGUCAAAAGAUUCAAUCUGA
Molecule: messenger RNA, 954 nt
Organism: Condylura cristata (star-nosed mole)
Lineage: Eukaryota; Metazoa; Chordata; Mammalia; Eulipotyphla; Talpidae
Product: olfactory receptor 1J4-like
Exons: 1
Coding region: 1-954 (317 amino acids)
Biological process (GO): G protein-coupled receptor signaling pathway
Cellular component (GO): membrane
Molecular function (GO): G protein-coupled receptor activity; olfactory receptor activity
Source: RefSeq, a predicted model, not a curated record